UCCCCGAUCUUGUUUGUAAACAUUCCCGCCCGCCUCUCCCGCUGACCCCCGACCCCCGCGGGAGGGCGGGCGCUGGGCUGCCCAGAGGUAUAUGUGGAGAUGGAGAUAUUUGUUCUUGGAAGUUUGGAGAGGUACAAUUCACUGGAAGUUCCCCACACACAGCCUGCAGAGACAUCCACAUCUCAAGGACACUAACUUUGUAUAAACACAAUGGCUGGAAUAAUUUUAGUGACCAUUGCUGAGGAGAUUUGCUUGGUGAGCAGUGGUGGGUGCAGUGACAGCACCUGCUGUCAGACGUGAACAAAAAAGGAAUGGCAUAAUCCUGGAGGAAGCCUGAAAGACCUGGCAGCAAGAGCAUGGCGUGUUUUUUGAGAGCAUGGUUCUAUUUUUAUGAUGUGUAGGCAGCAGAACAUCACUUGCCUGCUUACCUUCAGAUGGAAUUCCUUGGUAGGAAUGAGCACCCCAUCAGCCCUGUGACCAUGCAUGAUGUGACUGGGUGUAACUAGGUGGUGACAUGUUCUUAUCAAAACAAGCACCUGUGGCUGCUGCCUUGCCAACAAAGCAGUACAAGUCGUUGUACUUUGUCCUAUGGACUUCCACUUUCUUUCCUUCUGAAUAAGACUGGAAAGAAAAAUUUCCCUCACUUUAGGAGUUUUUGUCCAGCCAAUGCCCAUCACCUUUGCUGUGUGCAGUGUUAACUGGCCAGGGCUGCCACAGGGGCUUGGGAGAGGCUGGCACUGGUGGUCUGCAGCAAGGUCCCCCUGCAUUCUUGUGCUGUCUUGGUGCCAGAAGAAGCCAAGAUAGAGAAAUAGUAUCUGGACCCAGCCCAAAGAAUUGUGGAGCAACUCUUAAAAUCUGUAGCUCAGCAUAGAUUGGGAAGCAGUAUUUAAAUACCAUCCUCGUGCCCUCAUGGUUUUUUCAUUUCUUGAAGUCGAAUAAGCAACUCUUGUCAUCUUAUAUGAAGACAAACUUUGGUGGAUCAUUUGCAGUCUCUUCUUGCUACUGCUUUGAAGUUUCAUCUUCCUUGUCGAGAUCUGGAAGUGCAGCUCAGGAUGUUUGUGCCCACAAAUGAAUAGUAGGAUGAAAAGAUGCUUUUGACAGGAGGGUUGAAAUCUCUCCUUCCCCAUGUGCUAAGAAGAAUAAUUCGAUGCAACAGACUCAGUAUUAGUAAUAUUUCUGGAAUGGCAGAAGGUUAUAAACAGGCCAAUGUUGUGAUUUUGCACAAGUCCCUGGCUGAUGACUUUGAGAAGUUCUGCCAUGCAAACAAUGGACCCCUGCCACUGCUGUACAGAAGUCAACCAGGUGACUGGAAAUGUCCUUCCCUGAGUAGUGAUUCUGAUAUCAGAACUGACUGCCUACAGUACAGAAAAUAUGAGCAUGGAGCUUGUACUGGAUCACUGAAAAGCCUUAAGGAGUAUUCUGAACAACUCAAGGACAUGGUGACUUUUUAUUUAGGCUGCAGCUUCUCUUUUGAAAAAGCAGUCCAAAAAUCUGGCAUUCCUAUCAGAAACGUCGAGCAAAAAUGUAAUGUAAGCAUGUACAAAACAUCUGUGCCUUGCUACAGCAUUUCUAUGUUUCACUGCAACUUAGUAGUCACAAUGAGACCUAUUCCUGAAAGCAAGCUGGGAGCAGCUGUGGUAGCAACGUCUGAAUUAAAAGAAGCCCAUGGAGCACCAAUUCACAUCGGUGACCCUGGUCUGCUGGGAAUACAAGAUCUUUCUAAACCAGACUAUGGAGAUCCAGUUCACUUUCACCCUGGUGACAUUCCAGUGUUUUGGGCCUCAGGAGUAACAGGAGUAGAAGCAAUUAUCAACUGCCGAGCUCCGUUAGCUUUUACUCAUUCUCCUGACUGCACAUUCAUUACCGACCUAGAGAAAGGUAAUGUCAGAGCCUCAGGAGGAGUCCCACAGGUCCACUGCAUCUCUCAAGAUCCUCUGCAUUUCAGCAUUGUGUCAGCAGAAGCAGCCCAAAAGAUAAAGACUCUAGAGACCCUCAUUGGAAUAGAUCCAGGGGAGAGCGGCAUAAGGCACCCGCAGCGCCAGGGUGAGCUGCUGGGGCCCUGCCUGGCCCUGUCCCACGCGGGCUCCGUGCCCAUCACCACGGGAUUUCCCACCCACUGGAGCCACCAGCCGCCCGAGGAGAACGGGCCCCCGGGAGCCCUCGCCAUCGCCAUCGCAGCCAUGCUGCAGGCCUUGGGGAAACGGGUUGCCAUGGUUACAGACCAGAGAGCCAUGGAUCUGAAUAAAAAGAUUAUUGAAGAAGCUGUUCAACUGGGAAUCCUGAAGAAGCCCAUCCCUCUAUUGAGCUAUCAAAGGGAAAGUGCCAAUUCAGCUUUAAUGUUAUUGUGUGAGAAUGGGAAUCCUGGAAGACCUAGAUUUGAUCACCUGGUAGCAAUAGAGCGUGCUGGGAUGGCUGCUGAUGGCAAUUACUACAAUGCCAGGAAAGUGAACAUUAAACAUCUCGUGGAUCCCAUAGAUGAACUAUUUUUAGCUGCACAAACCAUUCCAGGAAUCACAACAACAGGUGUUGGAGAUGGAGGAAAUGAACUAGGAAUGGGCAAAGUAAAAGAUGCUGUAAAGAAGCACAUAAAAAAUGGAGAUGUUAUAGCUUGUGAUGUUGAAGCUGAUUUUACUGUUGUAGCUGGAAGAAAAGCUUCUGAAAAGACUUGUGCAGCUCGGGGUCCGCAGUGGCAAAACUGCCAGUGUGGAGAUGGAAGUGGCUGGGCUGCCCUUCUACAGCACCCAUUCACUUAUGAUUGAACAGCUGCUGCAGGAAGCACAGCAGUGACUGCUCCUAAUGACUUCUACAUGAAGAGUUGCUCCCAUAUCAUUCCCUUAUUUUUGAGGCUCUCUCAAGGCGUAAAAAAUCAGGAAAAGAUGACUUUUCAUCUCUGGUGUCUUGACCACACACAGCCUUUCAUUGUUUUCCGUACAACAUCUCUGUGAAACAAGAAGAGGAUAUGAUCCACUUGGUUUACCUUUCUUUUCUGUAAUUUUAUAAUGGAAAAUGGAAUUUUGUAAUUUUAUAAUUUUAUAAUGGAAAAUGAAUAUUAAAUGAUAUUAUAUAAUAAGAGGUGAUCUGGCUUUUACAAAAAAAGCAUGAAAUUACAAUGAGAUAUGAUUGCACUGCUGUUCUUGUUUUACUAACCUCAUAACUGCAACAGGAAGUAACUCUCAUAGCAACUUGGAUUUAAAAAUACUUGUGGUGAGGAAAACAGCUACAGUAGAGAGGAAGAUUCAAAACAAAACCUUCCUGUAGCCCCCCUCUAACACUGUGUUCUUAUGGAUAGUUUGUGGAAGUGUGAGGAGAGAAGGAGAAAAUUUUAACUGAGCUAAUGAAAAUAAGGGCAGCAUUCCACAUCUUCUGUGUAAAGGGUUGGCUGUGCCAUUACCCCCUGUCAUAUUAGUAAUUUGCCACUUAUGUAUUUUGCCACUUUAUGGAUAACAAAGUUGUAGACAUUUCAGAGUAUCCUGUUGUUACAAAGAAAUUAAUUGAAUACAAAAUAAUUAUUAAAAAUUAAUGAUUAGAAAUUAAAGUAUGAUUAGAAAGGAAUAAACAUUUGCAUUCAGUAUGAAAUAACAUUAUGUAAAUAAACCUUUACAUGAAUUCCUGCCGUAGAAGUUCAGGUCCUGACAGGACCAAGUGAAGUAACAUUGAAUUUUAUCCCAUAGGAUUACUAACUCUGAAGCAGUACAUGACAAGUGGUUGUGAACUGUGUCCAGCUUUUGUCAUUCAAAGCUGUAAUUUUACCUUAACUGCAGGUGAGUGGCAGCACUACAGUUCUGCUGGAUGUCAGCCCUCGAACAGAGAGUGGAGGGUACAUUUGACACCACCCCUGGAACACUGGUGCUUUACCUGUCAUAAAAUGGAAGUUGCCUUUAGUUGGACUUCCAGCAGCGAGCAACACUUUAUAUCUCUUUUCCUUCCUGGCAGAUGAUAACAGCUUGUAGAGAAUUACUUUCUCUAGAUGCUACAGGGGCAAACAGAAAGCAGCUAAAGAUGAGUUCACCAGAACUACACACUGACUCUUGUGGACAACUCGUAAAAUCCCACAGUAGGAGAAGACCAGCAGAAAGAAGGGGAAAAGGAAGCCAGCAGAGAAGCGAUAGUAAUUGACAUUGUGCUCCCAUUUCUUGAUGGGGUAAUGCUCAAAGCACACC
Molecule: messenger RNA, 4160 nt
Organism: Pyrgilauda ruficollis (rufous-necked snowfinch)
Lineage: Eukaryota; Metazoa; Chordata; Aves; Passeriformes; Passeridae
Gene: DGLUCY
Product: D-glutamate cyclase
Biological process (GO): glutamate metabolic process
Molecular function (GO): D-glutamate cyclase activity
Source: RefSeq, a predicted model, not a curated record